AUGGCUUCUAACUGGGUGCGCGAUGAGGAUGAUGUGGAGGAGGAGGACGACGAUAUUGAUGACACUGACUACAAAUCCAGCAAAGAUGCAGUCCUCUUUGCUAUUGAAGUUAGCGAGUCAAUGCUAACUCCUCCACCUGACUCUAAGUCUAAGAAGGCGGAUAAGGAUGCACCAAUUACCGCUGCGUUGAAGAGUGCAUACCAUAUCAUGCAGCAGAGAAUUAUAUCUAACCCUCAGGACAUGAUGGGCGUCUUACUAUAUGGGACAAAGGACUCGAAAUUUUAUGACGAAGAUGAGGAGGGCAGAGGCACACUCCCAUACCCCCAUUGCUACUUGUACACGGACCUAGAUGUUCCAGCCGCCUCUGACGUGAAGGACUUGCGAGCCUUGGCUGAGGACGAAGACAGCGCCGCAGAGAUAUUGAUUCCCUCUGAGGAACCUGUCACAAUGGCAAAUGUGCUGUUCUGUGCUAACCAGAUCUUUACCUCAAAAGCAGCUAACUUCUCUUCUCGGCGGCUCUUCAUCAUUACGGACAACGAUAAUCCACAUCAAAAUGAAAAGGCGCUCAGGUCUGCAGCUACCGUUAGGGCGAAAGAUUUGUAUGACCUUGGAGUGAUUAUAGAAUUAUUCCCAAUUUCCAGACCAGGUGAAGAGUUUGACCGUUCAAAAUUCUAUGCAGACAUCAUCUAUAAGGCCUCCCCAACUGACCCGGAAGCUCCUGCAUUUCCACAAGCUGCAACCAAGACUUCAACUUCGGGGGGAGAUGGCAUCACGCUUUUGAACUCUCUCAUUUCAUCAAUCAAUUCCAAGUCUGUCCCUCGAAGAGCGCUAUUUUCAAAUGUUCCCUUAGAGAUCGGGCCCGGCCUCAAAAUCUCCGUCACUGGGUAUUUGAUAUUUAAGCGACAAGAACCUGCUCGAAGCUGUUACAUUUGGCUGGCUGGCGAACAGCCCCAAAUUGCCAAAGGAAUGACUACUCAGCUUGCAGAUGACAGUGCCCGUGAAGUGGAAAAAUGGGAGAUCCGCAAAGCAUAUAAGUUUGGAGGUGAACAGGUCUCAUUUACUCAGGAGGAGCAAGCAGAGAUCAGGAACUUCGGUGAGCCCACUAUUCGGAUUCUCGGUUUCAAGCCCCUUUCCUCGCUACCUAUCUGGGCAUCCAUGAAACACCCUACCUUCCUUUAUCCCUCGGAGGAAGGGUAUGUAGGCUCAACACGUACAUUCUCAGCAUUGCAUCAGACACUACUGAAGCAAAAAAAGAUGGCCCUGGUAUGGUUUGUGCCUCGACGAAACGCAGCCCCUGUGAUGGCCGCAAUGAUUGCUGGAGAAGAAAAGCUCGAUGAGAAUGGUGAACAAACUAUCCCUCCUGGAAUGUGGAUUCUUCCUCUCCCUUUUGCAGACGACAUCAGACAAAACCCGGAGACAAACCAUAUUACCGCCCCUGACUCAUUAAUCAAUAAGAUGAGACCUAUUAUCCGGCAGCUUCAGCUUCAAAACGCGCAAUAUGACCCACAGAGAUAUCCAAAUCCAUCGCUUCAAUGGCAUUAUAAGAUCCUACAGGCUUUAGCACUGGAUGAAGAUUUACCAGAGGAGCCAGAAGACAAGACUAAACCGAAAUAUAAAGCCAUUGACAAGCGAACUGGAGACUUGGUCAUUGAAUGGGGUGAAGAGCUUGAGACUCAGUACCGGGCUCUAGAGAAAAGUCAACCAGCGACCUCAACUCUCGUUAAAAGACCAGCUCCAAGUGCAAAGGGAGUUAAGGAGGAGCCAGCAUCUAAGAGGGCGAAAACCGAAGAACCCGAGGAUAUCAAGGCUUACUAUGAAAAGGGCACACUGAACAAGGUAAAGCCCAUCCCUCGCCCAAUAAGUGUCGAAUUAUCAAGCCUCUAA
Molecule: messenger RNA, 1884 nt
Organism: Trichophyton benhamiae CBS 112371
Lineage: Eukaryota; Fungi; Ascomycota; Eurotiomycetes; Onygenales; Arthrodermataceae
Exons: 5
Coding region: 1-1884 (627 amino acids)
Biological process (GO): cellular response to gamma radiation; telomere maintenance; double-strand break repair via nonhomologous end joining
Cellular component (GO): nucleus; Ku70:Ku80 complex
Molecular function (GO): double-stranded DNA binding; telomeric repeat DNA binding; DNA helicase activity
Source: RefSeq, a predicted model, not a curated record